Molecule: messenger RNA, 2274 nt
Organism: Salvia splendens (bonfire salvia)
Lineage: Eukaryota; Viridiplantae; Streptophyta; Magnoliopsida; Lamiales; Lamiaceae
Product: proline--tRNA ligase, chloroplastic/mitochondrial
Exons: 11
Coding region: 137-1918 (593 amino acids)
Biological process (GO): prolyl-tRNA aminoacylation
Cellular component (GO): cytoplasm; chloroplast stroma; aminoacyl-tRNA synthetase multienzyme complex
Molecular function (GO): ATP binding; proline-tRNA ligase activity
Source: RefSeq, a predicted model, not a curated record
UUGGAUAAGCGACUUUGUGGAUUUUUAACACAAACAAAUACAUAUAUCAAUCAAGUUCAGUCACAAACUCAAAUGCACCAAAAUUUGGAGAAAAUAAUAAUAGUAUUAUUAUUAUUUUUAAAAACCAGACAAUGCAAUGUGCAGCUCCAAAACUUCCAAUUCUAUGCUUUCUGCAAUAACCAGAACCACAAUAAGGAAAAACGCUGUAGCGAUUAUAAAUCUCAUCUCAAAUGCUCUCACUCACUCUCUUCAGUCUGGAACACCACACCACCACGGAAUGGGGGCACUCAGACUCCCCUCCCUCACUUCUCUCUCCUCCGCCGCAGCGGCGGCAGCUCCACGCUAUUACUUCUACCGCCAGCUUUGUCUCCCAUUCCGCUCCGUCUCAGCCGCAAAAUUUUCUGUACAAAGUAGCACCUUCGAGAAGGAGCUCGAACCUACCUCGCAGAAACCCAGACUCCAGCCAAAAAAGGAUCGAGUUAUCACUCCUCGAUCGCAGGACUUCAAUGCCUGGUACUUGGACAUAAUUGCGAACGCCGAGUUAGCUGACUACGGCCCUGUUCGCGGCACCAUGGUUAUUCGUCCCUACGGCUACGCCAUUUGGGAAGCAAUUCAGGAUUAUUUGAAUGUCAAGUUUAAGGAGACCGGCCAUAGUAAUAUGUAUUUCCCCCAGUUUAUCCCAUAUUCAUUCAUUGAGAAAGAAGCUAGCCAUGUUGAAGGUUUUAGUCCAGAAUUAGCUCUUGUGACAGUUGGAGGAGGAAAGGAGCUUGAAGAAAAGCUUGUGGUUCGACCCACAAGUGAAACAAUUGUCAACCACAUGUUCACUCAGUGGAUUCAUAGUUACCGCGAUCUUCCAUUAAUGAUCAAUCAGUGGGCAAAUGUGACAAGAUGGGAAAUGCGCACCAAACCAUUUGUGAGAACUCUGGAAUUUCUCUGGCAGGAAGGUCACACAGCUCAUGCCAGUCCAGAGGAGGCAGAAAAGGAGGCAUUACAGAUGAUUGAUGUGUACAAAAAUUUUGCCUAUGAGCAAGCUGCAAUACCUGUUGUUGUGGGCCGUAAAUCGAAGGUGGAGACCUUUGCCGGUGCUUCAAAGACUUAUACCAUUGAAGCAAUGAUGGGUGAUCGAAAAGCUUUGCAAGCUGGAACUAGCCACAACCUUGGGCAGAAUUUUUCACGCGCAUUUGGAACACAGUUCAUGGAUGAAAAUGGAGAAAGGCAGCAUGCGUGGCAAACAUCAUGGGCAAUUAGCACCAGGUUUAUUGGUGGUAUUAUCAUGACACAUGGAGAUGACGCAGGAUUGAUGCUUCCCCCAAACCUAGCCCCAAUACAGGUCAUAGUAGUUCCAAUAUGGAAGAAGGCAGAUGAUAAGGCUGGAGUUCUGGAUGCUGCCUCAUCUGUGAAGGAAACUCUUCAAGCUGCUGGAAUCAGGGUUAAAUGUGAUGAUGCAGAGCAGAGAACACCUGGUUGGAAAUUCAACUUCUGGGAAAUGAAGGGUGUCCCAUUGAGGAUCGAAAUUGGGCCUCGAGAUGUUUCAAAUAGAAGUGUGGUUGUUUGUAGAAGAGAUAUUCCUGGGAAACAAGGAAAAGUUUUUGGUAUAUCAAUGGAAUCGUCAACUUUGGUGGCUUAUGUCAAGGGCAAGUUGGAUGAGGUUCAGUCAUCUCUUCUUGAAAGCGCAAAAUCAUUCCGUGAUGGCAACAUUGUUGAUGUGACCUCCUACAGUGAGCUUAAAGAGGCAAUUGCUCAGGGCAAAUGGGCAAGAGGCCCUUGGUCAGCCAGUGACAAUGAGGAGAUGAAGGUGAAAGAAGAAACAGGGGCAACCAUUCGAUGUUUUCCUUUUGAACAGCCGGAGGGGGCAAAGAAAUGCUUGAUGACGGGCAAUCCCGCAGACGAAGUGGCUAUUUUUGCAAAAUCUUACUAAGCUCAAUGUCAAAAUCAUUCAUUCUUGUCUAUGAUUCGAAAGCGCUUACUUGUUCCCAGUAAUGAUACUUUUGUGGAAUGUUCCAUCUUUCUUCACAUUUACACACCCUAUAGGGAAUACUUUUUUGAAGCUUCUGUUCAUCUAGUUUCUCUAGAUACUAUUUUCAAGAAUCUCCCUCAUUCCCAUUUAGUCAAUUUUGAAUUUCAUACAUAUUCAACAUAGUUUUGGAUACAGCUAGAUUACUUUUUUUGUGUCAUUGUGUGAACAAUGGAUGCCGUUGUAUACAAAUGUCAUCUCAUUUUCCACAAAAUCAUGUCAGACCGUUUUAUAAGUCAAAUUGGUAUCAAGUUUGUUAA